Pelmatolapia mariae (spotted tilapia) is the source of this 1971-nucleotide messenger RNA. RefSeq names its product ectonucleoside triphosphate diphosphohydrolase 2-like. The record is from RefSeq and is a predicted model, not a curated record. The transcript has 6 exons. The coding region runs from base 348 to 1412 and encodes 354 amino acids. Gene Ontology annotation, cellular component: plasma membrane. Lineage: Eukaryota; Metazoa; Chordata; Actinopteri; Cichliformes; Cichlidae. Gene Ontology annotation, molecular function: hydrolase activity.
ACGAUCCGCGAAAAAAAACACAGCAUGAAAAUCACAGACAGUAAAUGCAGCGGACACUUUUUUAACACUCGGUUUUACAUCAGCUCUUUGUACGUUAUGACUUCGCGCUUCUCCGCAGCUUGCAAUCGAACCCCUUGAUGCUCGCCCUUUUACCGCGUAGCACGCUGGAACGUUUCAUCGCGGAUGUUUCUGGCGGAGUGUUUACAAAGUUGCAACACAGGAAGCUCGCAUUGAAAAGGCGAAUGUGUUGUUUUCUGCAGAAGGAACUUACUUUUGUUGACAAAACUCCCGUCAGAAGACAUCAUUUGGACUCAGAUCAUUUAAUUGAUGCUUAAACUGAAAGCAAGAUGUUCGCGGGGCUGCCUGAGCUUGGUAUAUCCAACGGAGAGGAUCUUAAAGAAACUCUCACUAACUGCACAGAGCCACUGAAAGCCAUCGAUCAGUUUCAGUAUGGUUUUGUAGGUCACUGGAUGAAUCCAGGCAGAGAGACAAUUGGAGCUUUGGAUUUAGGAGGAGCAUCUACUCAGAUUACCUUUGAGACCUCUGAAAAGGUGGAGAAUGAAAGUAACACAAUGGAGUUGAAGCUUUUUGGAAACACCUACAGACUAUACACCCAGAGCUUCCUAUGCUAUGGCCAAGACCAGUAUUUAAGGAAACUGCUGGCUCAUCUCAUUAAGGAUAACUAUCCAAAGAGCACAGUGUUGCACCCCUGCUAUCCAAAGCAGUUCAACGAAUCUGUCAUCCUGGGGAAGGACGUCUUUGAUUCUCCGUGUACUGUGGACUCCAAACCAGACAAGAUUGACCUGGAAAGGAAUGUAAACGUUGUGGGCACAGGAGACUACCAAAAAUGCUUAGAGACUGUAAAGAAGAUGUUCUCCUUUGAGAGUUGCAAAUACUCCAAGUGCUCCUUUAAUGGAGUCUUUCAGCCCAGCUUGAGAGGAAGAUUCAUGGCAUUCUCUGCUUUCUACUUCACUCACAAAUACAUCUCUACCCUCACCAACAUGGAUAUGACGUCUCCUAAUCAAACCGCAGAGGCUGUCCGGCACGUCUGCAGCAUGAGCAUCUCUGAGAUGACGAAUAGGACAAAGCAGGAUAAGAAAUACAUGAAGAAUGUCUGUGCCGUCUCCAAUUUCGUCCAGGUGCUCUUAACACAGGGCUACCAUUUUAAUGAGGUUUCCCUUCCUUCUAUUUCUUUUGAAAAAAAGGCCGGAGGAGCAUCUGUAGGCUGGGCUUUGGGUUACAUGCUAAACCUGACCAAUCUAGUUCCAGCCGAAAAUCCUGUAGUGAUGAAGGCCCUGCCCAUAGGGCCCUGGAAAGGCAUCCUCUUCCUCUCCAUCAUCCUCAUCUUCUUUGCACUGGGAUACCUUCUCUUUGUCUACAGAAAAACACAGGCUAAUGAAGGAAUGGUUUGAGACCAAAGAUAGCCAAGUUGAAGUAAAUUUCUCUCAGGCAAAAAACCUUCAGUACACACCUUUUUAAUGUUGGCUUUUUAUAUUAUGUAGCAAAAAUCAUUCUUAAAGUAAAGCUUGCCCUAUACAAUUUUUGCUUUAGAUUCACAAAUUUCAGUAAAUGUUCAGCUUACUCAUGUCAGUGUGCACAAAAUCCAAAAUAAAUGGGAUCGUUUUUUAAAUGUUCCAGACUCAAUGUGCAAUACAAUACCACUUGUGAUUAACUUGUCAUUAUUUAGCACUUUUCUAGUUUGAAUGAGCACUGAAAGUAGCUUUUACUACAAGCUAUAGUACAUAAACCCAUUCACACACACAUUCAGGCAGUCUAUGAAUGCAUUUUCUAUCACACACUCAUACUACCUCUGAACAAAUCAGGGACAAUUUAAGGUUCAAUAUAGAAGAACUGUGGCAUACAUACUCUAAGACACCACUAACAGCUGAUGUGUCGUUCAAAAUAGCCAUGUGCUAAGUGAAGGCUUUUGAAAAAAAGUUGUUAGUUGUUUUGAUGGAGUAAAACUUUUCA